Molecule: messenger RNA, 1152 nt
Organism: Pseudogymnoascus verrucosus
Lineage: Eukaryota; Fungi; Ascomycota; Leotiomycetes; Thelebolales; Thelebolaceae
Exons: 1
Coding region: 1-1152 (383 amino acids)
Molecular function (GO): protein binding
Source: RefSeq, a predicted model, not a curated record
AUGGCGACCAACAACCCUCACAAGCACCUCGCCAUGAGCGCCCUCAUGUCGCCACCUGAAGCGACACCCUACGACCGCUUUCCGACGGCAGAACUCCUGUCCUCCUCGCCCUCAGCGGCCGACUCGCACAGGAAAUCGUCAAUCGGUGCGAAGUUGCAAUUCCUCUCGCCACCCGUGUCGCCCGACACACCCACGACAGCGGGUCCCUCCUCCUCCCCCACAACCUUCGACUCACGAAUCCGCGACCCAAUCCUCUACCCACCCACUGCAACAGAGAGCGACAACAGUAUCUCUCAACCCCUCUUCGCUCCCCCACUACAACAAUUACAACCACCACAAACCCCAACACACCCCCACGACUCCCCCACCAACCGCCUCGUCGACCAACACAUCUCCCGCGCCCACCGCAAGAACCUCUUCCGCGCCACAUCCCCCCCAAACCGCUCAGACUACAUCCUCACCAUCGAGUUCCACUCCCAGGUCAUGCGCAACUUCACCCGCGACCCAGACGCCUACCUCGCCCGCGAGCGCCAGUUCCUCAUGGAAGCCGCACGCCGCCGCGCCGCCGCCGCCGCCGCCGCCACCUCGCGUUCACCCGCCAAAUCCUCCCCCCGCAGCUCCAACAACAGGACCUACCCAGCCCUCGCACCCAGCCCCGCCGGCGUCUCCGCCUCUCGACCGCGCGCGCCUCCAAAGCCCCGCGCGAAGCCGAGGAGAGACAGGACAGCGACGCCGGACGCGCCGAGUCGCAGCCGCAACACGGGGACGAGCACGAGGGAGGACAAGGAGUUCCAUCUCCUCCCCGAUCUGUGUCCUGCGAUUGAAUCGCGGCUGCGUCCCAACGCGCUGAAGGUCGAGUGGAAGGGAGCGCCGCUAGACUUGUCCGCGGAUCCGCACCGUGCGCUUCUGGAUCCGGAGGAGGUUUCGCUGGCUGCUAAUCUGCGGCUGGAUUGCGCGACGUACUUGACGAGUAAGAGGCGGAUUUUCGUGGCGCGACGAGAGUGCUGGGCUGGGACGUGGGGGGGGAAGGGGAAGAAGGAGUUUAGGAAGACGGAUGCGCAGCAGGCUUGCAAGAUUGAUGUUAAUAAGGCGAGUAAGCUGUGGAUGGCGUUUGAGAAGGUGGGGUGGCUGGAUGAGAAGUGGUGUGUUUAG